GGCCACCACUUCUUCCUUUCUCCAAUUCGUUCAUUCACAUAACUCUUCUUCUCCAUGGCCAUGGUUCCCCUCCACAUAUUACUCGGCCUUCUCCUCCUCUUGCACACCACUCCUCCAUGCUCCUCUGCAACUGAUACUCUCGUGGCGGGUCAGGUGCUCACCAUAGGGGACAAGCUCGUCUCAGCAAACGGCAGGUUCGCACUCGGCUUCUUCAACUGGUUCCAGUUCCAGCCACCGAGCGACAACUGGUACCUUGGCAUAUGGUUCAACAACAUACCAGUUUUUACUACAGUGUGGGUCGCCAAUAGGGAUGACCCAGUCAUCGACCCCAAACCCAACCUAACACAGCUCAAAAUCUCAAGCGAUGGCAAUCUUGCCAUCGCACACCAUGCCGCUGUAAUCUGGGUCACUCGUAUUGUAAACAAAAAUAGCACACAAACCAGCAGCAUAGACACCACCCGUCUAGUCCUCAUGGACACUGCAAACCUAGUCCUUACAUCAUCAUCUGGCCAAGCGUUGUGGGAAAGCUUUGACUACCCAACGGAUGUUGUACUUCCUGGCGCCAAAUUUGGCUGGAACAAACUCACCGGUUCGAACCGUCCAGUAAUCUCGAGAAAGAGCACCUUUGAUCCGGGCCUUGGCUCGUAUAGCAUCGAGCUAGACACCAAUGGCAAUGGGAUUGUCCUCAAGCGCCGCAAACCCUCGGUAGUGUAUCGGGCUUAUGUGCCUAAAACAUCAGCGACAUUGAAACUUUUGCCAAGAAUUCAGAAGAUGCUACAAUUGGAUCCACGGACAAAAGGCUCGAUUGCCCCAGAAUAUGUCAAUAACAGAGAAGAGGAGUACUACAUGUAUACUUCACCGGAUGAAACAUCUUGCUCAUUUCUCUCGCUAGACAUCUCUAGUCAGAUCAAGCUCAAUAUCUGGUCACAAGCCGAACAAUCUUGGCAAACCAUAUUUGCCGACCCUCUUGAUUCCUGCGCCUCGCCCGUAACGUGCGGACCUUUCACGGUGUGUGACGGCCGUGCGCAGCCGCCCUGUGACUGCAUGGAGAGCUUCUCUAAGAAGUCCCCCUGGCAUUCGGAGUUUGGUGAUCAAACACAAGGGUGCAUCAGAAAUACACCACUAAAUUGCUCCAGUGACGAGAACACGACAAGUUCAACAGACAUGUUCCACCCCAUUGCUCGGGUUACAUUGCCCUACAACUCACAAAGCGUAAACCUUGCUACCACUCAUACUAAGUGUGAGGAAGCUUGUCUCAGCUCGUGCUCCUGCACUGCUUAUUCCUAUGGCAAUAAAAAUUGCUCUGUCUGGCAUGGAAAAUUGCUUGGUGUAAAUCUCAAUGAUGGCAUUGAAAUUUAUUCUGAAGAUAUUCUUUUCCUCCGCCUUGCAGCCAAAGAUUUGCCAAGUUUGCCGAAGGACAAAAGAAAACCAAAUGUCAAAGUUGUUACUGCUGCAAGCAUUAGUUGUUUUGGGUUACUAAUGCUCAUGACGUUGCUAGUAAUUUGCAGGAAAAAACUCAGGUGGUCUAGUUCGCCAUUAUACGGCAAUUAUGCCCCUAGUGGGAUUACGGUGUUUACAUACACCGAUUUAACUCGUGCUACUAAAAAGUUCUCUGAAAAGAUAGGAACAGGUGGUUUUGGUUCUGUAUACAAGGGAAUGUUAAGUGACUCAACUACUAUAGCAGUGAAAAGGCUUGAUGGUACCCGUCAGGGAGAGAAGCAAUUCAGAGCCGAGGUGAGCUCAAUCGGACUGAUCCAACAUGUCAGCCUGGUGAAAUUGAUUGGUUUCUGCUGCCAAGGAGAUAAUAGAUUGCUUGUGUACGAACACAUGUCAAAUGGAUCACUAGAUAGUCAUCUAUUUCAGAGUGAUGCCACUGUUCUAAAUUGGAAAACGAGGUACCAGAUAGUCCUAGGAGUUGCUAGAGGCUUGUUCUACUUGCAUCAGAGUUGCCGCAAGUGCAUCAUACACUGUGAUAUUAAGCCAGAAAACAUACUUCUUGAUGCAUCAUUUUUCCCUAAAGUUGCAGAUUUCGGGAUGGCAACAUUUGUCGGAAGGAAUUUUAGCCGGGUCCUGACCACAUUCAGAGGAACAAUAGGCUAUCUUGCCCCAGAGUGGCUUAGCGGAGUUGCUAUCACACCAAAAGUUGAUGUUUACAGCUUUGGCAUGGUACUGUUCGAGAUCAUAUCAGGAAGGCGAAAUUCGCUCGGAGAAAAUAGUGGCAGCUGUGAUCUUGCUGAAUAUUUUCCUAUCCAAGUCAUGAGCAAGCUUCAUGGGGAUGACAUGCAGAGUUUGGUGGAUCCACAGCUACAAGGCAUCUUCGAUUCAGAACAAGUUGAAAGGGUAUGCAAAGUUGCAUUAUGGUGCAUCCAAGAUAACGAGUCUCACCGGCCAACAAUGAGUGAAGUGGUUCGAGUUCUUGAGGGUCUCAACGAGAUUGAUCUGCUUCCAACGCCAAGACUACUUGCAGCUAUAACUGAGCGGCCUAAUGGAACUGAAACUUCAGUGUAAUAAUCUAGAAAUAUAUUUUGUGAUCAAUGUUACUAAUCUUUAUCCCAGAAAACCUUGAGGUUGUAUUGUGUACUAGUAGAAGGAAUAAAGGAAGGCAAGCUUGCAACAGUAUCCCCUCGAUGCAACAAUUUAUUCAUGCGAUCGAUCCGAGGCUUGUGUGGCUAUAGUUGUUGGUGCAGUUGUAGUGCGUCAGCUUGUGGGCUUCACAGGACUUGGCAACACAGAACCUGACAAGUCCCAGGUUCACCACCUUGUGGUGCGCUGGGGAACCUAUCCAUGAUGUAGAGGCUGCCACUACAGGCGCUAACCGUUUGGAAUUUAUUUUUUUAAAGA
This is a messenger RNA of Aegilops tauschii subsp. strangulata, 2841 nucleotides long. RefSeq names its product G-type lectin S-receptor-like serine/threonine-protein kinase At2g19130. Gene Ontology annotation, molecular function: ATP binding; protein serine/threonine kinase activity. The record is from RefSeq and is a predicted model, not a curated record. Lineage: Eukaryota; Viridiplantae; Streptophyta; Magnoliopsida; Poales; Poaceae. Gene Ontology annotation, biological process: recognition of pollen; protein phosphorylation.